Coregonus clupeaformis (lake whitefish) is the source of this 2960-nucleotide messenger RNA. RefSeq names its product mitochondrial fission regulator 1. Gene Ontology annotation, cellular component: mitochondrion. NCBI's taxonomy places the organism in Eukaryota, Metazoa, Chordata, Actinopteri, Salmoniformes, Salmonidae. The transcript is spliced from 10 exons. The record is from RefSeq and is a predicted model, not a curated record. Gene Ontology annotation, biological process: aerobic respiration; mitochondrial fission. Bases 121 to 1242 code for a protein of 373 amino acids.
CUCUGCCAGGACCAAGGGGACUUAAAAUGUGGGAUUGUUUGGGGGAAAACAGAAAGCUUUUCUUGCACGUCGACGUAAGGACACUAACUACCUCACAGAGAAGAUGCUUUCUUCGAUAGAAUGAGUAAAGAAAAUGUAUGGAUAGAAAAGGACCUGGCCUUUGGCUUUUCAGGCAAGGCGUAUGGGUCCUCAAGGAGUAUUGUGAGAAGAAUAGCCACCAAUCUUCCCCUUAAACCAUGCCCCAGGGUCCAUUUUCAGCUGUCCAGUAUGUCUGCUUUAGGUCAGUUCACCUUGCAACCUGUAACAACGCUCAAUCCUUACACUGAGGACAGUAGUGUCCUGAACAGUGCUGGGAGACAGAAUGGACUGGUGGCCUCUCUGGCUGAUGUCGUCUGGAUCGACAGGGAGGAGGAGGAAGAUGAACAUGACUGGUUUGGAUUUAGGAGACGGAGGUCAGAGGCACCGUCAGGGCUCAUGUUCCGUUCUCACCCGCCUCAGCCCAAACAACAACAACCGUUGCCCAGACGUAGUUCUUUACCCAGCCUGCACCAGGCUGAGCUGGAGCCCCAGGGUCAGACCCGCCGCAACGAUGAGGCCAUCCAGAAGAUCAGUGCUCUGGAGACGGAGCUGGCCAAACUCAGAGCCCAGAUCUCACAGAUAGUACUGACCCAGGAGCAGAACGCACAUACACCAGCCCCAGGGGGUCCUCCUGCUCCAGGCGGCCCUCCACCUCCACCCUGCGCCCUUCCCCCUCCUCCACCCCCACUCAUGGGUUUCCAGCGGAGCUUCUCGGUCAUUGACCUCAUCCAGGAGCGCCGUGGGAAGAAGACCGACGGCCAGACACUGCUGGACCAGGGGCCCAAGCAGGCAGAGGUCCCCAACAUGCUGGAUGUGCUUAAAGACAUCGGCAAAGUCAAGCUGCGCCCCGCCAAGAGCCGGCCAGAGAAGAGCCAAGCCAAGCCUAGUGAGCCCACAGACGCUGCGUCUCUCAUUGCUAAUGCCCUGAAGCGCAAGUUUGCCCAUCGCUAUCGCCACAACAGCAAUGAGGACAAUGAGUUUGACUUCCCAGCCUCUGAACUGAAACCUUUCUGUUCUGAAUUCCCCAAGACAGACAAAGUAGAGAUUCCCCUGGUAAGGAAGCACCAGUUGAAAACCCCAGCCCCUGUAGUGAAACCACACCCAGAGACACCCUUGUUUGGGCAGCACAUGUUGAAAUCUACUGGCAAGAGAAAGCUCCUCUGAGCACCUGCAGAGAUAGGCUGGAGUUCUGGUCUGAGUUCUGGACCUCCAGACACCCAUGGACACUUAAGUGCCUUAUCAACCCGUGUGUCAGCUGUUUCUGUGGAUGGACACGUUGUUUCUGUCUAGAUAUGCAGUCAAUCUGCUCUCCAUUCCUACUCACCAACAGUGUUGCAUUGACUCAUAGUCUUCAGUUCUUGCGCUUUGAUAAUAUACAGUAUCCAUUUUUCAGGUGUACCAUGUAGAUUUUACUUUUGUUUCAUUUAAAUGUCCUAUUUUUGUUUCUUAAAAUGAUGCCAGUUUUGAAAUCUCCGAUCUUAAAUUAGGAAGGUCCAAGUUUGUUUGUCAGAUUUUCUUUUAAUGUAGAUGUAUUUUGUAUCAUAACUAAAUUCCAAUAUGACAUUCACCCAGUGUGUUAUGUUCUGGAUAUGCACUCUGUAACACUACAGAAUCCUAACAUUCAACUGAGAACCGUUAAUAACGACAUGUAUUAAAGGGGGAUUUAUGGGAAAUUACUGUUUCUAAAUGCACAUAGACGGAAAGGCUUAUCCAUUUUGCAUGCCCUUUAAGGCAGUUGUAUUUCUCUUUGCCUCUACUUCUUGCUAUGGGUGGAGAGAUGUCUGCAGUCAUUUGGUCCCUUUUGUGUAGGAUUGGGCCAUUUUAUAUUUUUGUAAAUUGCAUCCUAGUCAAUUUAGUUUAUGAUUUCUUGAACACUGUUUGGUUUUUAGAACAGAGUUUAUAGUGAAUACUUGAUACAAAUAAUUGUUGUAGUUGCUACCAAUUAUCAAUGCGUGUGUGGUUGAUUUAAUUGUGGUUUUAAUUUUAGACUGGCUCUUUUAGCUUUGAGUUGAACUGGGACCAGUUUAGUACCUCACUAUGAAGAUUGGACCAAACUUACACUAAUCUACAGUAUGGUGACAGUUGUCUUAAUGCAUUCUGAAAGAAAACUAUGCUAAUGUUGAUCUAAAGCUGUAACACUGGGACACUCCACCAGUCAUUUUACUGAUGCUGGGACGGAGGAUGUUUUUAUUAGUUCCAAUCUGUGUAUUCUGGCUCAUGACAUAUGGGACAAGCCCAGUGGCAUUAUGGGAGGUAAUGCUACUCAGUGACGAGCUGUGUUUCCCUCUUUCUUUAACCCACAGAAAAUGGUGGCUUCAUAUGAUACUACCAAGAUAUUUUUCAAAGAACAGUUUCAUAAUUGAUGUUUUUUUUUGUAGAAUGUGAAGUGUUUUAUCCGCUCACCUUGAUCGCAUGAUUCAAAUGACUAUUUAGGGGGGAACAGUAUUUUAAUUAUAUAUAAGUCUAACCUGUGAGUCUGGUUCGUUUAUCCUUUGAAGGCAAGGGCCAGUUGGUUUAUCAUUGACAUACUGUACUGAUAGUAUUUUUCCUGCUCAGUUUGUCUAAGCUUUGAACCUGUGCAUGGUGGGAGUGUAAGGGAACAUGGACAACUGUCAGUAAUACUUGAUGUAAAACCCUAACUCACACCGAUCCCUAUAAUGUUUGAGGGGAGAUGUCAUCCACACUUGACAGAAAGCUGGAAUCAAAUUCAUGAAGUAGCUCAGCUGGUAGAGCACGGCGCUUGUAACGCCAAGGUAGUGGGUUCGAUCCCCGGGACCACCCAUACACAAAAAUGUAUGCACGCACGACUAAGUCGCUUUGGAUAAAAGCGUCUGCUAAAUGGCAUAUUAUUUUUUUAUUUAAUAAAACUAAAUGAAACUUUG